Messenger RNA from Penicillium chermesinum, 1929 nucleotides. RefSeq names its product alpha-actinin, sarcomeric (f-actin cross linking protein). Gene Ontology annotation, molecular function: actin filament binding; calcium ion binding. The record is from RefSeq and is a predicted model, not a curated record. The transcript has 4 exons. Lineage: Eukaryota; Fungi; Ascomycota; Eurotiomycetes; Eurotiales; Aspergillaceae. Gene Ontology annotation, cellular component: plasma membrane; cell junction; cell projection. Gene Ontology annotation, biological process: actin cytoskeleton organization; muscle cell development. The coding region runs from base 1 to 1929 and encodes 642 amino acids.
AUGUUGACGGUCGAGAAGCAGUGGAUCAAUGUGCAACAGAAGACCUUUACGAAAUGGCAUGCUCUGAGGACCCGUCAUAUCAUCGCGAACGCUCGGAAUCUGGCCAUCGAGGACUUGGUCGCUGACCUCUCUGACGGAGUUAUUCUCAUUCAUCUCCUCGAGAUCCUCGGCGGGGAGUCUCUCGGUCGAUAUGCGUCGAAGCCCAAGCUGCGUGUGCAGCGAUUCGAGAAUGUCAACAAAAGUCUGGACUUCAUCCGCGGUCGACGAAUCCAAAUGACAAACAUCGGAGCAGAGGAUAUCGUCGACGGAAACCAGAAGAUCAUCCUUGGAUUAAUCUGGACUCUGAUUUUGCGGUUCACAAUCAGCGACAUCAACGAGGAGGGCAUGACAGCAAAGGAGGGUCUACUACUAUGGUGUCAACGGAAGACGGCAUGCUACGACGAGGUUGAAGUGCGCGAUUUCUCAUCCAGCUGGAACGACGGACUGGCCUUCUGCGCCUUGCUCGAUAUCCACCGACCGGACUUGAUCGAUUUCGAAUCUUUGGACAAGAAUGAUCAUCGGGGAAACAUGAAGCUCGCAUUCGAUAUUGCCGCCAAUGAGGUCGGUAUUCCCGACCUUCUUGAUGUGGACGACGUGUGCGACGUGCCGAAGCCCGAUGAGCGCUCCCUGAUGACCUAUAUUGCGUACUGGUUCCAUGCCUUUUCGCAGCUGGAGCGAGUGGAGAAUGCUGGACGCCGAGUGGAGAAGUUUGUCAACAACAUGCACGGUGCUUGGGAUAUGCAAACCGGUUACGAGCGACGAAUGAGGGAGCUACUUCGAUUAAUUCGCGCGCAGCGCGAGGAAUGGCAAAACUCGUCUUUCGAAGGGACAUACAAAGACGUGAAGGAGCAGGCCCACCAGUUUUCCCUUUACAAGCGUAAUGAGAAACGGCAAUGGGUGGCUGAGAAAUCGGACUUGGCAGCCCUUCUGGGUAAUAUUAAGACCAAGUUAGGGACAUAUCGUCUGCGGCCCUAUGAGCCUCCACGUGAACUCAGCCUAGAAACUUGCGAUGAAGAGUGGGAGGGCCUGACUCAUGAUGAGCACCAGCGGAGUCAGUUGAUUAACGAGACGAUUCGGGAUAUCAAGAAUUCGUUGCGCCGAUCUUUUGCGGAUAAGGCAAACGACUUUGCUUUAACUCUUAAAACGCUUUCUUUGGCAAUUUCCGGGCUUGAUGGGGAUGUGGAAGAUCAGCUGGACCAUGUCAAGAAAUUGAACAAUAAUCUGCCGCCUCUCGAUGCGUUCCUUGAUACUAUCGCCGAGCUAGACGAGCAGUGUGCCGAAGCGAACAUCGAAGAGAAUGACUUUACAACAUUUACACUGGACGAACUGUCAUAUGAGCUGAGUCUGGUGAAGUCCAGUAUUUCCAAAAAAUUGGCAUUCCUGGAAAACCAAAUGGUUGCUCGCAAUAUGACCAAUUUGACACCCAUUCAGCUCGAAGAAUUCGAGUCGGUGUUCCGACACUUUGACCGGGAUUCAUCAAAUACGCUACAGGAACUUGAGUUCUCUGCGGCUCUUGCCAGUCUGGGUCUUGUGUAUGAUGAAGAUGAGAUGCAUGAAGUUUAUCUUGAGACUUGUGGUGCAAAACGACUGGCACAGAAUGCCGGUGUCAGCUUUGAACAGUUCAUUAGAUUUAUGGUUAGCGUUACGGAAGAUCAGAACACCGCCGAACAGGUGUUUCAAAGUUUCAAGGAGGUUGCCGAUGGCAAGCCUUACGUUACAGAAAUGGAUCUUCGACACUCGCUUAUCCCAGAUGAGGUCAUCGAGCACUUGGUCAAGACAAUGCCACAGCAUGAGGGUCCCGAUAUGCUUGAAGACCGCGACCUGCCAAAGUUUGACUAUAUCAGCUUUAUGAACAAGAUGAUUGAGGAUAAGAAGAACGGUCGAGGGUGA